AGUGAGCCAGAGCAUGGAUUGCAAUCCGGAAAUCACGGAAGAAGUGCUGGAGGAGGCCUCCAAUAACCAGCCGGUGGUUGUGACGCUACCGCUCGAUGUCUACAAUGAGCAGGCGGAGACAAUAAGGACAAUCCAGACAGAUGUGGCUUACAUCAAGGAGCAAUUCAAAGUGUUGUUGCAGCACGGAAUGCCUGAGGGUAACUCCACUACAUCAGUGUCAAUCGAAUCCAUAAGAGAGAUUAUGCCUCUAAACUCAACCGAGGCGUUGGUUGACUUCGAAGUGUUUCUGGAGAAAAAUAACAAUAAAAAGGCGUUUGAAAAGUUUCUGGCGUCUUUUGUGUUGCUCAAGAAGCCUCUGAGGGAAAUAACCAUGCUUCUGAUUGAGAAAGUGUUCAGCCUAUACUUGCAGACGCAAGUGAAUUAUUCAGGAGCUGGUGGCAAACACCCACUCAAAUCGUUGUGUUCAACGCAAGUAUUGAUCAAAUCGAUUGUCGAUCAUUCCCUCUUCGACACCACAGAAGACCCGGCUACACUGGCAUGUGCCGAAUUCCGAUACCAAAUGCAACAUGUAUGUGAUCGAGUUAGGACCAGUGAACGACGGCAAUCUGCAACCACAAACCGAAACCUGACGAGCCGUAAGAAACUCCGUGUUCCACUGAAGGUGGAGUUCCUCAACGUGCACGAUGACGACGAAGAAGUGGACAAAGAUGCACCCUAAGACAAUGCGACUUGAGAUAAUGAAAUUAAAAAGAAGUGAAUGAAUUUUAAAAGUAACACUGUUUGUAUUUGAUUGUUUUAAAUAUUUUUUUUAAAAUAAAAAGACAUAAAACUGGA
Aedes albopictus (Asian tiger mosquito) is the source of this 834-nucleotide messenger RNA. RefSeq lists its product as uncharacterized. NCBI's taxonomy places the organism in Eukaryota, Metazoa, Arthropoda, Insecta, Diptera, Culicidae. The transcript has 3 exons. The coding region runs from base 14 to 718 and encodes 234 amino acids. The record is from RefSeq and is a predicted model, not a curated record.